Toxotes jaculatrix (banded archerfish) is the source of this 1278-nucleotide messenger RNA. RefSeq names its product galectin-6-like. The coding region runs from base 56 to 1132 and encodes 358 amino acids. NCBI's taxonomy places the organism in Eukaryota, Metazoa, Chordata, Actinopteri, Toxotidae. The record is from RefSeq and is a predicted model, not a curated record. The transcript has 14 exons. Gene Ontology annotation, molecular function: carbohydrate binding.
UUCCCCACAAAACUCUCCAGGAUCCGUCUGCUUGUCCACCUCACUGACUGCUGCCAUGGCCUUCGUUGCUCCUCCUGGCUAUCAGCCUAUCUACGGUCCUAGAAUUCCCUACCUGGGGCCCAUUUAUGGAGGCCUGAGACAAGGGGUGUCCAUCUACCUCCAGGGGUCCAUCUCUGAGGACAUUACCAGAUUCUUUAUCAACCUGCUUUGUGGAGAGUCUGAGUCCAGCGACAUCGCCCUCCACUUCAACCCACGAUUUGAUGGCUGGGACAAAGUGGUUUUCAACUCUUGUCAGAAUGGAUGCUGGGAGUCGGAGGAGAAGAUUCGUAGUAUGCCCUUCUGCAAGGGCCAGACCUUUGAAAUGGUCAUCAUGGUCACUGCUCAAGGUUACCAGAUCAAAGUCAACGGGAAUGACUUCCACACCUUCCAUCACCGGAUCCCUGUGGAAAGAGUCUGUGCAAUGCAGAUCGCCGGAGAUGUUUCCAUCCAGACGAUUAAUGUCAUAGGGGGUGGAAUGGGUGGAGGCAUGGGAGGAGGAAUGGGGCAGGGAGGAUAUCCGGGAGGCUGCACGGGAGGAGGAUACCCAGGAGGCAUGGGAGGAGGAAUGGAAGGAGGUUAUCCAGGAGGUGGCAUGGGGGGUGGAUAUCCAGGAGGCAUGGGAGGUGGCAUGGGGGGAGGAUACCCGGGGUCACACCUGCCGGGUAUGGGUGGACAGCCAGUCUACAACCCUCCUGUGCCUUACUCCAACAUGAUCCCAGGGGGGAUGUCCCCUAAGAAGACCAUCAUCAUCAGAGGCAUGGUGCCCUAUGGUGCAGACAGAAUUAGCAUCAACUUCAUGGUGGGCAGAUCUCGGGACAUCGCUUUCCACAUGAACCCCCGGGUGAGGGAGGGGAUUGUGGUGAGAAACAGCAUGAUUGGAGGUAGCUGGGGCCAGGAGGAGAGAGAGCUCAUCAUGAACCCAUUCAUUGAGGGGCAGUACUUUGAUAUGUCGAUUCGUUGCGGGAACCAGAGGUUUAAGGUGUUUGUGAAUGGGCAGCACUUGUUUGACUUCUUCCACCGCUUGCACUCCUUCAGUGAGAUUGACAUGCUGGAGAUAGAGGGCGAUGUGCAGAUCUCCUACAUCCACUUCUGAGACCACACAGACACACACACACACACCACUGCACUGAUGUUUAAAUCCUGUAUUCAACUGUUUCAUGUUUCGUGGAUGUGUCAGCCACUGUGUUGUUCAUCUCCAUGUUCAUAUAUCCCUGCUGCAUGGUCAUAAAUCUCAAUAAG